This is a messenger RNA of Saxophila tyrrhenica, 1569 nucleotides long. RefSeq names its product Allantoinase (gene DAL1). Lineage: Eukaryota; Fungi; Ascomycota; Dothideomycetes; Mycosphaerellales; Extremaceae. Gene Ontology annotation, biological process: purine nucleobase catabolic process; allantoin catabolic process. Gene Ontology annotation, molecular function: allantoinase activity; cobalt ion binding; zinc ion binding. The transcript has a single exon. Gene Ontology annotation, cellular component: cytoplasm. The coding region runs from base 1 to 1569 and encodes 522 amino acids. The record is from RefSeq and is a predicted model, not a curated record.
AUGGCACCAUUCGCUACUGGCACUACGACUCCACACUCAAUCGAAGAUGGUGUACGCUCCUUCGACAGCCCUCCCUCCGAUAUCACGGUCCUGGCGUCGUCGAGAGCAGUGAUUGAGAACAGGUUCACCUCAGCAACCAUUGUGAUCUCAACAACGACCGGCAAGAUCAUAACCGUAUGGCAUUCGGUCUUACCAGAAUCAUCGUUCCCUCCCGGCACCCCAUACAAAGACUACAGCCCUUGCGUCCUGCUACCUGGACUUGUGGACGCCCAUGUACAUCUCAAUGAGCCCGGCAGGACAGAGUGGGAAGGCUUCUGGACUGGCACAAGAGCGGCCGCUUUUGGUGGUGUUACUACAGUGGUGGACAUGCCGCUCAAUGCUAUACCUCCUACUACAACCGUGGCUGGAUUGAAAGAGAAGGUUGCAGCUGCACAAGGGAAGUGUUGGGUCGACGUUGGCUUCUACGGUGGUAUCAUACCUGGCAACGCUGCUGAGCUUAAGCCAUUAGUACAGGAGGGCGUAAGAGGCUUUAAGGGGUUUCUGAUUGAUAGCGGCGUGGAGGAGUUUCCUGCCGUGUCCGCAACCGACAUCAGGAAGGUGUUUGAGGAGCUGCAAGACGAGCCGACUACCGUUAUGUUCCACGCCGAGAUGAUUCCGCCUGUCACGGCUUCAGUAGGAGACGAUGUGCAAUGGUCACUUCCACCCUUAGCACCCACUGGCCCGCUGGACGAGUACCAGACAUUCCUCGACUCAAGGCCUUCUUCAUUUGAGAUCUAUGCUAUCCUGGAGAUUCUCAGUCUGGCACAUCUGGCGCCGAACCUCCCACUACACAUCGUCCACCUCUCCGCCGUCGAAGCUAUCCCAAUGCUUCGGAAAGCCAAGGAAUCCGGCGUCAAGAUCACAGCGGAGACUUGCUUCCACUACCUCAGCUUAGCCGCCGAAUCAAUCAAGGCUGGCGACACGAGACAUAAAUGCUGUCCACCCAUUCGAGGCCAAUCGAAUCAGGACGGUCUAUGGGACGAAAUGCUAGAAAACGACAGCAUCAUCAAGACCGUCGUCUCAGACCACUCGCCCUGCACGCCCAACCUCAAACUCCUCCCGUCCCACGUUCCUGGGGCAGAAGGAGGCUCAAAAGCAGGCUGCUGCUCCAACACCAGCAAAGGCGACUUCUUCUCCGCCUGGGGCGGCAUUUCCUCCGUCGGCUUGGGCCUCAGCAUCCUCUGGACCGAAGCGAUGCGUCGCGGCUUCAAGACCGAGGAAACGCUCCGCAACAUCGAGCGCUGGUGCUGCGUCAACACCGCCAAGCAGGUUGGUCUUGAGCAUAAGAAGGGCGAGCUGAAGGUUGGGAUGGACGGGGAUGUGGCGGUGUUCGAUGAUGCGGCGGAGUUUGAGGUCGAGCCGAACACGAUGUUGUUUAGGAAUAAGUGCUCGCCGUACGAGGGGAAGGUGCUGAGGGGUGUGGUGAGGGAGACGUGGUUGAGGGGGCGGAGAGUGCAUAGUAGGGAGGAUGGGUUUGUGGAGAAGGGCGGGCCGAAGGGGGAGUUAUUGUUGGAGCGGAGGAAGGCAUGA